UGGCAACGGGCGCCGAGCGAUGGCGUCACUUCCGGCCGGGGCGGGGCCAGCGCCGCCCCCGCCUGGGAGGCCGCAGCGGCCGCGGGGCCUCGGGCAGCGCCGCGCGGGGCCGGGGCCGGGAGAAUGUGCAGGCCCCCGCAGCCGCCGGACGGACAGAUGGACACCGCAGCCCCGCCGCACACCCCGGCCCGCGCUGCACGGCCGGCGCCGGCCGUGCCCAGGGCCAGCUGAGGACUCGGCGUCUCCGGGCCGGCGUCGUUCCCGGCCUCUGUCCGAUUCGGAUCCUCCCUCGCCCCGGGCGCCUCCCGCCUCGCCGCCGUCAUGAAUGGGCUGUCGAUCAGCCAGCUCUGCUGCCUCUUCUGCUGCCCGCCCUGCCCCAGCCGCAUCGCGGCCAAGCUCGCCUUCCUGCCCCCGGAGCCCACCUACGCCAUGGUGCCCGAGCCCGAGCCCGUGGGCAGCACGGGCUCCCUGCGGGGCGCCGCGGGCCGCUGGAAGCUGCACUUGAAGGACCGGGCAGAUUUCCAGUACUCCCAGCGGGAGCUGGACAACAUCGAGGUGUUCGUCACCAAGAGCAGCCGGGGCAACCGCGUCGGCUGCAUGUACGUCCGCUGCGUGCCCGGCGCCAGGUACACGGUGCUCUUCUCCCACGGCAAUGCCGUGGACCUGGGGCAGAUGAGCAGCUUCUACAUCGGGCUGGGCACCCGCAUCAACUGCAACAUCUUCUCCUACGACUACUCGGGCUACGGCGUGAGCACGGGCAAGCCCUCGGAGCGGAACCUCUACUCCGACAUCGACGCUGCGUGGCAGGCGCUGCGCACACGGUACGGGAUCAGCCCAGAGAACAUCAUUUUGUAUGGACAGAGCAUCGGCACGGUGCCCACGGUUGACCUGGCCUCCCGCUACGAGUGCGCGGCCAUCGUGCUGCACUCCCCGCUCACCUCCGGCAUGCGCGUCGCCUUCCCCGACACCAAGAAGACCUACUGGUUUGAUGCCUUCCCCAACAUCGAGAAGAUCUCCAAAAUCACCUCUCCUGUGCUCAUCAUCCACGGUACGGAGGAUGAAGUCAUCGACUUCUCGCACGGCCUGGCGCUCUUCGAGCGCUGCCCCAAGGCUGUGGAGCCGCUGUGGGUGGACGGGGCCGGGCACAAUGACAUUGAACUCUACAGCCAGUACCUCGAGCGCCUUCGGAAAUUCAUCUCCCAGGAGCUGGCCAGCCAACGCAACUAGCCAGGGGGACAGGCAGGGGGUUCUGCGUGUUUCUCCAGUUCCCCCGGUAGCUCUCCUUAGUCCCUGCUGCUGGAGCUGUAGUGAGUUUGUUGAGCCUCAGCUCCAGGCUCAGGAGGCCCUGGAAUGGACAGUGUUUGCUCUCAGACAUGAGCACAGCUCUCCUCCCUGCUGGUGCCAGCCCCCGGCGCUGCUGGCACCACCGGCCUGGCUGGCCAGAGAUGGCAGCUCCCUCCUUCCCCCUUCCCAGAGACAUGAGCCCACCCUCCGACGGUGGAUCCUUGGCUUCAGACAUGUCCUCGCCUCCUCUCCCAAACCGGCCAAGUCCCGAGUCCCUCCCGGCCGCUCUGCUGCUCUGACCAUAGCAAUAAGGCGAGUUGGAGAGGGGCUGGGGCCCCGGCCCCUCCCCGGCGUCCCCGUGGCUGGGACAGAGGAGGUGGCAGUUCCCGCUCUCCAUGGAGCUUUCCCGGGACCAGCACUGGUGGUGCCCGGUGUUCACCCUGCGGCUGGGGCAGAGCCGUGUCCCCACGGGGACUAUGGGGAUGCAUGGAGGAGGUGCCCCCCUGCCCCACACCUCCUCCAGUCUGGCGCUGCUCAGCCUUCCCUGAGCACUCCGGGUGUUGGGGUCACCCCUGGAAAACCUCCGGACCACUCACCUGGGGAACGGGGCGAGGGAACCAGGCAGCGAAUAAAGAGCAGAGGUUUAAUGUUUCA
Messenger RNA from Prinia subflava (tawny-flanked prinia), 1938 nucleotides. RefSeq names its product abhydrolase domain containing 17A, depalmitoylase (gene ABHD17A). The record is from RefSeq and is a predicted model, not a curated record. The coding region runs from base 322 to 1227 and encodes 301 amino acids. Gene Ontology annotation, biological process: regulation of postsynapse organization; protein depalmitoylation. Gene Ontology annotation, molecular function: palmitoyl-(protein) hydrolase activity. The transcript has 5 exons. Gene Ontology annotation, cellular component: endosome membrane; plasma membrane. Lineage: Eukaryota; Metazoa; Chordata; Aves; Passeriformes; Cisticolidae.